Cyclocybe aegerita is the source of this 726-nucleotide messenger RNA. The record is from the annotation of a GenBank genome assembly. Lineage: Eukaryota; Fungi; Basidiomycota; Agaricomycetes; Agaricales; Hemipholiotaceae.
AUGUCUGCUUUCCGAUCAAGAAAGCCCUACGCUCGCCCUGCCACAAGGGCUCUAGGUGCAGAUGGCCAGUGGCUCCACGACAAGGCCCCGACCGGUCCAGCAAAAGCUCGGAUACCCAAUCGUGUCUCAGUAGCUCCAACUCUACCUGCUGCUGCAGUCAACAACGCAUUGCUCGUGUCGAAUUUGCAUUAUGAAGUAACCCCAAAGGACCUCAUUGCAAUUUUUGGGCAAAUAGGCACGCUCAUUCGUGAGCCUCUACUCAGGUACGACCGCAGCGGACGCUCUUCUGGAGAGGCCGUCCUCUCUUUCGAAAGCGCCACGGAGGCGACGCGGGCAAAGAAGCAAUUUCAGGGAAUUCUUGCCAAGGGUCAACCGAUGUCGAUUUCCUACUACGCUGGGCCACCACGGGCUCCUCGGAGUCGAGCUGUCAGCGCUCCGGGACCGACAACUCAGUCACUUCUGAAUAGGAUCGAAAAACCUCCGCUGGCCGACCGCAUCAGUCAAGACGACUCCGCUGUAAAAACGCCUUCUGGCCCACGGGCCCUCACAGGCCCUGUACGCAACAAGCCAACUCGAGGUGCGAAACGCGCCCCUCGCGCCGCCAAGGCUCCAACGAAGCCCAAAACAGCGGACGAGCUCGACAAAGAGCUCGAUGCUUUCAUGGGUGAUGCAGACGAAACCCCCGCUGCUACCACCGAGGCCCCAACUGACGUGGAUAUGGUUUAA